This is a messenger RNA of Arctia plantaginis, 627 nucleotides long. The record is from the annotation of a GenBank genome assembly. NCBI's taxonomy places the organism in Eukaryota, Metazoa, Arthropoda, Insecta, Lepidoptera, Erebidae.
AUGGAUGUGAAAAAAGUGUGCUAUAUCUGGAUUCUGUUAUCUCUGCUUUUGUUCGAUUGUUUGAUGGAAGGAUCAACGGAAGAAGCUUCGUUUGAAUUGCCUGUGCAAUUAGUUGGAUUUCCAUUUAUCAUAAUGGCAGUCCGUCUCACCAAUUUCGUUAAGAAACUGUCAUACGCUUUAAGUCCAGGUGGCGAUUACGAGUUGCCGGUGCAGCUUGUAGGUUUUCCUUUUAUAAUAGCAAGUGUGAAACUGACAAAUUUAGUCAAAAAAGUUUCUUACUCCUUGACUCCAGCAACCUACCGCUCGCGGAACCGUCGUGAGUUAACAGUGUCAGAGGUUGAGCCUUUCGACGUCGCUGAAGUCGAGAAAUAUAUCGUUGGGGAAUUUGGAGAAAAAUCGUGUGUGUUUGAGCGCGUUUGUGCACACUAUGCGACGCAGGCGAGCCUAUACCCAAGACAGCAGCUGAACUGGCCAGAUGUUUUCAGUCAAUACAAGCGGUCACCAGAUCAAGCCAAGGAGUUGUACCUUCUGAGUGUGUUCCUUGGUGAUAUUGUGGGUUCUCCGCAGUUAUGUCUACAACUUGGCAAGCGCAGAAGUUGCGACAACGAGCAGUUUGGAAUCGCGUAG